AGAGCGGAGGCGGAGGCGAGAGCCUGGCGCUGUAGGACUUAGAACGAUCUAAGGAGUGAGGCGGCCGAGAGCGCAGAUACCGUUUUGGCGUGAGAGCUGGUAGUUGGCAAGGCCGCAGAAGCGGAAAGCGUCCGCCAUGUUCUGCGAGAAAGCCAUGGAACUGAUCCGCGAGCUGCACCGCGCGCCGGAAGGGCAGCUGCCUGCCUUCAACGAGGAUGGACUCAGACAAGUUCUGGAGGAGAUGAAAGCUUUGUAUGAACAAAACCAGUCUGAUGUGAAUGAAGCGAAGUCAGGUGGACGAAGUGAUUUGAUACCAACUAUCAAAUUUCGACACUGUUCUCUGUUAAGAAAUCGACGCUGCACUGUAGCAUACCUGUAUGAUCGCUUGCUUCGGAUCAGAGCACUCAGAUGGGAAUAUGGUAGCAUCUUGCCAAAUGCAUUACGAUUUCACAUGUCUGCUGAAGAAAUGGAGUGGUUUAAUAAUUAUAAAAGAUCUCUUGCUACUUAUAUGAGGUCACUGGGAGGAGACGAAGGUUUGGACAUUACACAGGAUGUGAAACCACCAAAAAGCCUAUAUAUUGAAGUAUGUAUAUCUUUUUAAAAUGCAUUUUUCUUUAACGUGUAGAUUGUGCUACCUUUUAAGAAGAAGGGAGUAUAUGAAUAUGUAUUAGCUUCUAUUAAAAUAGAAAAGGAGCAUAGACCAAAUCAAGCUACCUA
Molecule: messenger RNA, 717 nt
Organism: Piliocolobus tephrosceles (Ugandan red Colobus)
Lineage: Eukaryota; Metazoa; Chordata; Mammalia; Primates; Cercopithecidae
Gene: GINS1
Product: GINS complex subunit 1
Exons: 5
Coding region: 137-601 (154 amino acids)
Biological process (GO): DNA strand elongation involved in mitotic DNA replication; DNA replication
Cellular component (GO): GINS complex
Source: RefSeq, a predicted model, not a curated record